This is a messenger RNA of Chaetomium globosum CBS 148.51, 3096 nucleotides long. RefSeq lists its product as uncharacterized. The coding region runs from base 1 to 3096 and encodes 1031 amino acids. The record is from RefSeq and is a predicted model, not a curated record. The transcript has 4 exons. Gene Ontology annotation, cellular component: nucleus. Gene Ontology annotation, molecular function: sequence-specific DNA binding; zinc ion binding. Gene Ontology annotation, biological process: DNA-templated transcription; positive regulation of transcription by RNA polymerase II. Lineage: Eukaryota; Fungi; Ascomycota; Sordariomycetes; Sordariales; Chaetomiaceae.
AUGACGGGCCCGACUGUUGACAACACAUCUGCCCCCCGCGCUGUUCGGCCAGCUUCGCGCCCUCCGCGUGCUGGCCGGGCUGGGAGCAGUACGAGGAAGCCCGCCAUCCAACCGAGGACCAUGGGCUCCGGGAACAGCCCCGAUAUGUCCGAUGAGGAGUCGGCGGACUUGUCUUUGGAUGAGUUCGUGUCCCGGUCCGAGAGCGCCAGAUCACCCAGACAAGGUUCCAUCAAGCCAGAAUCCGAAGAUGCUUCCGGGGUGCAGGACGAUCUUGGAGAGGCCCCGAACAUGCCUCUUCAGAAACGCCGCAGGGUGACGAGGGCAUGCGAUGAGUGCCGUCAGUGCACAUACGAUAAGCCGUCUAACCGCCGCAGGAACCCUGCUCCUCAGUACAUCGAAGCUCUGGAGGCUCGGCUCCAACGGGCAGAGGGUUUGUUGCGCAAGUUCAUGCCCGAUGUUGAUCUCGCCGACCCCAAUCUGGAUCCUGCGGUCCAGCAAGAGUUCCGAAACAGGGAGAAGGCGAGGGCUCGCGCCAUGGAACUCAAGAUGGAAGCACCCAGGGAUUCGCAAGAGGAGAGCCAAGACCCCCAGAUUGUAUCCAUGAUCGAGUCGAUUGGUCAGCUGGAACUCAAGGAAACCGGCGAAUGGGAUUUCCAUGGGAUUUCGUCGGGCGCCGUCUUCCUCCAGCGGAUGAAAGACCACUUCCAGUCCCUCCUCGGAAACGAAUACCACAUCCCCUUCCUACCCCGGCCAUCUGUACCGCCUGGCCUGUUCAGCCUCGACUCCCCGAAAUCUGGCGCUAGCUCGCCUUGGGAGCCUUCGAACUCUCCCGCCAUCUACAAUUUGCCUCCCCUGGAACGGGUACGCACGCUCUGCUAUUACUCGUUGGAUUGUGCCACUUGCCUCCUCCGAAUCGUCCACCAGCCGACAUUCUACGAAACGCUCGACAGGCUUUACACGACACCACAAGAAUCUUGGGGCAGCGAUGAGCACAGGUUCCUUGGCUUGCUUUACUCUGUGCUGGCACUCGGUUGCGUGUACAAUGUCUCCCAGGACCAAAACUCGGAGGACACCGUGACGUACAAGUCGGCGGUAGAAGAAGGUGUCAAGUAUUACACAACUGCACGGCUAAUACUGCAAGACGUUGCGGAAUGUCGCGAUAUGGCUUCUCUCCAGGCGCUCGUGUACAUGAUCCUCUUCCUCCAAGCUACUUCCAACAUUAGCGACUGCUACGCGUUCCUUGGGAUUGCUCUCCGAUCUUGCUUGCGCAUGGGGCUACACCGCCACUUAUCACACGACAAAAUCACUCCGAUCGAAGACGAGUCCCGGCGGCGGGUAUUUCACGUCAUCCGCCAGAUGGACUUUUACGUUUCCGCUAUUCUGGGCUUUCCUCUUCUGCUCCACGACGAAGAUGUCGACCAGCCCCUCCCGACCGAGGUGGACGACGAGUACAUUACCAAGGACGCAAUCAGGAUGCCGCCUCCGGGCACCCCGUCCUAUUUCCAGGCGUUCAAUGCGCACAACAAGCUUAUGAGGAUACUUGCGAAGGUGGUCAGAAACAUAUACCCGCUCCGGGGGAUGACGGACAGUGCCAAAGGGCAGCGAGCAGACCGGACGUUCAUGAUCAACUACUCUCGAGUCCAAGCCAUCGAGGCGGAGCUCCAGGAAUGGCAAUCGCAGCUCAACGAAUAUUGGCGGCCAAGCCAUGAGGGCCCAAUCGAAGUUAUCCGCGUUCGAACCCUCCUCCGCUUUGGUUAUGCCCACGUCCAGAUGAUGUUGUACAGACCAUUCCUUCACUACAUUUCACCACGUCUAACUUCCGGCAAGAAAGUCGAGAACCGCUACUAUCACUGCGCCGCGGCGGGCAUUACCGUCUCGCGGAACAUUAUCCACAUUGGGAGCGAGAUCCAGAAGCAAGCGGCACUUAUCGGGCCGUAUUGGUUUAUUUUAUAUACCGAGUUCUUUGCCAUACUUUCCCUGGUGUUCUAUGUCCUGGAAAACCCCGAUAAACCAGGAUCUGCCGAGAUACUAGCCGAUGCUAAGACGGGAAGGGACGUCAUCGCAACACUUGCGAAACGGAGCUUAGCGGCCGAUCGUAUAACUGUCGCGCUUAACGUAUGUCCUCCUACAUUGAGCAUUACCGAUCACAGAGGAGAUGAUGUUAACAGCAACCAGCCCCUAUUUGACCAAUUGCCAGACCAAGUCAAGAAACCCACGGGACGACCAACACCGACGAAGAAACGGUCGGCUCCGGCUCCGAGCUCGUCCCAAGGAUCGAGAACAGGCAGCGCGGCGCUGCCCAGCCGGCCUGACUUACAGGAUGGUAUACCACAGCGGAGAUCGGAAGAGAUGACUCGGCCGACGAUCGGAUUGCUCCGGCGAGAGGCACGCGCCCCGCCUCAGAGAACAGCGUCCUUCGACACCAUCGGGUUCCAACAUGGCAGCCUGGCGGGGCAGAACUUUACCAACCUCCAGGACAUCUUGCCCAUGAAUAUGCCCAUGUCGGGGACGGGCUCAGAUUCUAGUAGCACACAAGGGACGAUGCAGAGGCAUACCCAGGGUUUCCAGCAAGGGCAGGCUACAGGAGGACCAGCCACCUCGCUGUACAAAAUGGACGCCAUGAUGUUUCCCUCGGAAGACCCCUUCGCCUACCCCAACCAACCACCGAUAGAUCCGGCGAGCCAGCAUCCGGGCAGCCAGACGCCGCAAUCGAGCGCAGGCCAGUCCCACGACGCCAUGCAAUUCUACAUCCCCAACAUGUACGAGGGCAUCGAAGGGCAGCUUUUGGAACCCAUUCCUUCUUAUCUCAUGUCGCAAGGGCCACAGCGACAGCCGCAGCAUGGACUGGACGCAACCGCGCAAAUGUACAACACUCCCAACAUGCUCGCAAUGCAGCCCGACCAUGGAAGCCAUGCGCACCAGCAGCCGCAGCAUCAUCACCAACAGAUGACCCAGCAACACCAUCAGCAACAGCAGCAGCAGCACCAACAACAACAGCAGCAGCAGCAGGGCGGGGCUAUGAUGGACGAGAUGCUGACGGAUCCGAGCUUCCGAGGCGAGUGGGAUGAUAUGCUGGGCAACCCCGGCUAUCGAUGA